Messenger RNA from Mus caroli (Ryukyu mouse), 1682 nucleotides. RefSeq names its product GS homeobox 2 (gene Gsx2). Gene Ontology annotation, cellular component: nucleus. The record is from RefSeq and is a predicted model, not a curated record. Gene Ontology annotation, biological process: regulation of DNA-templated transcription. Gene Ontology annotation, molecular function: DNA-binding transcription factor activity, RNA polymerase II-specific; sequence-specific double-stranded DNA binding. NCBI's taxonomy places the organism in Eukaryota, Metazoa, Chordata, Mammalia, Rodentia, Muridae.
CAACCCUCUCCAGGGACCCCUUUGUUCGAGUCCCAGACACCUCAGCAUCCCUAAGGACUUGACCGCCCGCGUGAGCCCAGCUUUCCGGACAGAGCUCAGAUCGCAGAAGGAGAAGAGGGGACGCAGCAGCCCGCAGGACAAGCCAUCCAUCGACAUGUCGCGCUCCUUCUACGUGGACUCACUAAUCAUUAAGGACUCCUCGCGGCCAGCACCCUCGCUGCCGGAAUCGCACCCAGGGCCGGAUUUCUUCAUCCCACUGGGCAUGCCGUCCCCGUUGGUGAUGUCAGUGUCCGGGCCUGGCUGUCCGUCCCGCAAAAGCGGCGCUUUCUGCGUGUGCCCGCUUUGCGUCACCUCGCACCUGCACUCCUCUCGCCCGCCCGCAGGAGCCGGUGGCGGAGCUACGGGGACCGCAGGGGCUGCAGUGGCGGGCGGCGGGGUGGCUGGAGGCACCGGCGCUCUACCUUUGCUCAAGAGCCAGUUCUCUCCCGCUCCUGGGGACGCGCAGUUUUGCCCACGGGUGAGCCACGCACACCAUCACCACCACCCACCCCAGCAUCAUCAUCACCAUCACCAGCCCCAGCAGCCCGGCUCGGCUGCAGCGGCGGCCGCGGCGGCGGCGGCGGCAGCUGCGGCGGCGGCGGCUCUGGGACNCCCGCAGCACCACGCACCUGUCUGCGCCGCCACUACCUACAAUGUAUCGGACCCACGGAGAUUCCACUGCCUCACCAUGGGAGGCUCCGAUACCAGCCAAGUACCCAACGGCAAAAGGAUGAGGACAGCGUUUACCAGCACGCAGCUCCUGGAGCUGGAGCGAGAAUUCUCAUCCAAUAUGUACCUGUCCCGACUCCGGAGAAUCGAGAUCGCGACAUACCUGAACCUGUCAGAGAAGCAAGUGAAAAUCUGGUUUCAGAACCGUCGCGUGAAGCACAAGAAGGAGGGGAAAGGCGCUUCGAGGAACAAUCACACAAGCUGCAAGUGCGUGGGUAGCCAGGCGCACUAUGCGCGCUCCGAGGACGAGGACUCCUUGUCCCCCGCCUCGGCUAACGAAGACAAGGAGAUUUCCCCCUUGUAAAGGCAGAGGCUCCUUCUCCUGCUACCUGCUCCCAGUACCCCGCCCUCCUCCUCCCCCCCAUCAGCACAGGGACCAAAGUUCUAGUCCAUUGCCCUCAUUCACCUGGAAAAGAAACUCUGAAAAGUCCGGGGAAUUCAAUGCUGGGCCCAACUUUGAAGCUAGCUCCUCUUUAUCUGGGAUUCCACUCAGUUACGGAUUGUUUUUUGUUUGUUUGUUUGCUUGCUUGCUUUUUUUGUUUUUAAUGUAAAUAUCUAGAAUUUUAAUCAGUCUCAUAUAACAGGAAAAACCAGGGUUGAUUAAAGUUUAACACUGUAUGGGGGGGAGGGGUUGGUUGAAGCCGCAUGUCAUUUGCCCCCCCUGUCUUUUCAGAACCUGAUGAGAAGAGGGGUUUCUUUAUUGUUUUUGUUGUUGUUUUAAAAUGAAAUCAUUGAAGUUGCCAUUAAUAUAGAGAGUUAAACUCCGUCGUAGGUCUUGUUUUCUGAAAAUUUUCAUGGGGGAGAAUUUUAAAUCCAGGUCUCUGGAAGUCCCUUUGUAUGUGAAUAGUUUUAUAUAAAAUACAUAUUUAUAUUUAUUUAAAUAAAUGAAACGAAAUAAAUAUUUUUUAAUUCGU